Messenger RNA from Pochonia chlamydosporia 170, 354 nucleotides. RefSeq lists its product as hypothetical. The record is from RefSeq and is a predicted model, not a curated record. NCBI's taxonomy places the organism in Eukaryota, Fungi, Ascomycota, Sordariomycetes, Hypocreales, Clavicipitaceae. The transcript is spliced from 2 exons. The coding region runs from base 1 to 354 and encodes 117 amino acids.
AUGCCUCCCGGUGAUGCCCAUGUACAUGGCAAAACGGACCUCUCUGUUGUCGCAGUCUAUCUCAGCAAUACCGAGGUCGCAGCAGCUGCAACUGGGGGCGUAGGGGACUUGGUCAGCGAGAAGAUCCGAGAUCUUCGAAACUGCAGUGGUGUGGGAAGCAGACCGCCUUUUCGCGAGGAUUACGCAGACGGAAAUGUCCCGACUUAUCGUAAUCCUCGAGCACAAAAAUGGACAAAGAGGCGUGAAUCACUUGGCAGCUACCUGAUGAAAGUUGAGCGCUAUUGCGCGGAAGUCAUUCUUGCAGAAAAAGUACAGCAGCAACAAGGCAGGGAUAUACAAAAGGCUAAAGUUUAG